Cladophialophora immunda is the source of this 1042-nucleotide messenger RNA. RefSeq lists its product as uncharacterized. The coding region runs from base 125 to 1042 and encodes 305 amino acids. Lineage: Eukaryota; Fungi; Ascomycota; Eurotiomycetes; Chaetothyriales; Herpotrichiellaceae. The record is from RefSeq and is a predicted model, not a curated record. The transcript has a single exon.
UUUUCAGCCUCACCGGUCAACUUCGAAGCGAAGGAGGUGGAAGGUUGGUAACUUACUAAGAUCCCAGCCUGAUCAGAACGAUUUUGGGCCUUGCUCUGAGUUUGCUAUCCAUCAUCUUGCAACCAUGAGCGGGAAUCCGUGGUCGGCAAUAACUGCUGGCGUCAGUUCGGGCCUAACCUUUGUCUUCAAGAUUUGCGAGGUCACCUACGCUCUAAGGGCCGUCGAUCAACAGACGAGAGAGUAUCUCAUCACCGCGCAGCACGCCUGGACCAACAUCAAAACCUGCCGCGAUUUACUCAGUCACCAGCAAGACCUGCUGCCGUUGUCGGAACGGAAGGACUAUGAACGAGUGAUGGAGGAAACGAAGAGAGCGGCCGAAGAGGUCGCUCUGCUCCUUGAGCCCGCCCGGGUCGACCUGGAUGCGGACUGCAAAAUCCAUUUCUCGACCCGAGUCAUGUGGGUGCUAAGCGACAAUUCCAACGUCGGCGCGGCGUUGAAACGGUUGGAUAUCGUCCACACAACUCUCACGCAGAACAUCGCGACGCUGAGGCUUCUGAGGUCUUACGGCACCUCCGGGCUCGAGCCGGUGCGCAGCAAAGAAAGGCCUCCCAGCUACAAUACCAGCCAGCUGCUUCAAUGGAAGCACAUGAGCAGGCUGACCCCGAAGCCGAGCUUUGAAGAUCUUCGUACUCUACGGGCCGACCCCGAAAACACAACGCGCGAGGCGGCACCGCCGAUGAAAGAACUUCCUCCAGAAAUGCCCGCCGAUGUCCCAGCACAAUUUAUACGCAAUGUAACGGGUCAGAGAAGUCCGACCAUUGAGCUGUCACCGACCCGGAUCCGUAGUGAAACGUCGACUCUGGUAGAAGUGCCCUGUGGCAAUGAACCAGUGCCGACCAUGAGAACCACGGGGUCAGCGAUAGGGUCAAUGACGGGGUCGACACUUGAGACGAGCGAGUACAAGCCUCGGACUUGGCUCGAGCACCAAGCAAUGAAGUCAAGUAUGCUAAGCGAGAGAAGAGCAAGAGCAACCCACGUUUGA